Messenger RNA from Thlaspi arvense, 273 nucleotides. NCBI's taxonomy places the organism in Eukaryota, Viridiplantae, Streptophyta, Magnoliopsida, Brassicales, Brassicaceae. The record is from the annotation of a GenBank genome assembly.
AUGCCAACACGGAUCUUCUCCUUGCCUUUCAUUGUGAUACCGAAGUACAAGUACAAGUUUCUCAAGGCAACAACGGCGAAUAUUCCGGGAAACGUGGUGAGAGAAAACAGGGGAAGCAAGAUGACGAUAGGGAGAGGAGGAAUGUUGAAAGUUCGUCACUUGGUUUUGGUUGCUAAAGCUUUAGCGCCACAUGUUGAGUCUGCAGGGUAUCAGCCUCCCAGUCGCAUUGCUUUUAUAGAGUUCUUUGUGAAGCCUGAAGAGCCUUCUGAUUAA